This is a messenger RNA of Macrosiphum euphorbiae (potato aphid), 1425 nucleotides long. NCBI's taxonomy places the organism in Eukaryota, Metazoa, Arthropoda, Insecta, Hemiptera, Aphididae. The record is from the annotation of a GenBank genome assembly.
AUGGACUUGUCCAAUAGCCGUAUAACUGGUAUAUUGAUAUUAAUCCUAAACUUGCAGCUAACCGAUUUCGUUUUGCUACGAGAAUUCAAAAAACAACCUCAUAUUGUUGUCAUCAUUGCCGAUGAUUUGUUUCUGAAAGAGUUGGGCUAUUCAACACACUUGGUUGGAAAAUGGCACUUGGGAUAUUACCAAAAACGUUUCACUCCCACACAAAGGGGAUUCGAUAGUCAUUUCGGUUACUGGAACGGGUUUAUUAGUUAUAGAAACAGCACACACGCUACGCAAACAAUGAGUGGUAUCGAUGCCAGGCGUGGGUUCGAAAGGGCGGGAAAUGAGAUGGACCGCGAACGGUAUGCAACUGAUGUUUUUACAGAAGAAGCUCUUAAAAUUAUAGAAUCAAGUAAACGACAAAACACUAAAAUGUUUUUAAUGGUAAGUCAUUUGGCCGUUCAUUCGGGAAAUAGAGGACCAAAUCACUUGGAAGUUUUGAAUAAAACCUACAACGACGAGGCAUUCGGUUAUAUUGAAAACGAAAACAGAAGACUUUAUGCAGGCAUGGUGACUUCUUUGGACGACUCUGUUGGAAAAAUAAUCGAAUCACUACACGAAAACGAAAUGCUAGAAAAUUCUAUUGUGGUGUUUAUGUCAGACAACGGUGCGCCGACGGAUGAUCCGUUAUGGGGUCAUGAGAACUUUGGAUCAAAUUGGCCUUUGAGAGGGAAAAAAGCAUCAGUACUUGAAUGUGGAGUCGUGGGGUUGCUGCGAUAUGGAGUAAAUGCUGCAGGUGGGAAUUUUGAAGACUUAGGUAAAAUUGAUGGUGUCGAUCAGUGGAAAAGCUUAACUGAUACAUCAAAACAAGUAAGAUCAAAGGUUUUAAUCAAUAUAGAUGAGACAAGAGGAGAGGAAGCCUUAAUUUUCAACCAAUGGAAAGUUGUGAAAAGUAACCGUACAAGUAACAUGGUCUUCAACCUCAAGUACGCCGGGGAUCCUGGUAACGCAGGACCGAAAUAUAAUAUGUCCGGUGUGGUGGCAAGUGUCAUCAGUAAACGUCUAUCAGAAAUCAAUUGUUUGACCCAAGACGGUUGCAUGAACGCGUCAACAGCUCGAGACGUGUUUUACGUUGCCCGUUCUCUGGCUAAAGUAGACGGCCAAACUUGCCCAGAGCGUGUAUCCAACCCAAAUCCCGACCAACAGUAUGAAUGUUUUGACGGGUACUGUCUCUUCGAUAUCCUCCAAGACCCAUGUGAGUAUCGAAAUGUGGCCAAACAGAACCCCCAAACGCUGGACGCGACGAUCCACAUGCUGGAGCAGUUCAAAAAUGAAAUGACGAUGCAAUCACCUGAUCCGUUAAUUGAUCCCGAAGCGGAUCCUCGUCGUUUUGCCGGUUAUUGGGAGCCUUGGCUGGAGCCCUUCGACAAAGCUUAG